AUGGAGAUGAAGAUGGCCGUCGGCGCGGCCAACUGGCUCGUCGGCAAGGUGCUCACCAAGCUGUUCGACCCGCUGGUGUCCGCCUACAUGGACAGCUCCGACCUCGGCAGCAACUUCCUGACCGCCAAGAACCAGCUUCAGUACACACAGGGGCUGCUGUCUGCAUCCGUGGGCAGGGACGUGGGCGACGAUCCUGGCCUGCGCGGACUGCUGGGGACGUUGAGCAAGAAGGCCGACGAGGCCGAGGACGUACUCGAUGAGCUCCACUACUUCAUGAUCCAGGACGAGGUCGAUGGCACCAAGGAGGCUGCUGCGGAGAUGGGCGGCAGCAUCAAGGGCCAUUCGGUCCAUGGACGCCAUGUUGCUCGCUACACCCUCGGCAACUGCCUUCCGUGCUUUUCAUCUCCGCGCACUCUAGGUGAUGAUCCUCCUCCUGCAGUUGUUGCUGCUGCUGCUGCUACCAGUAGUGAAGACAUGCCUGGUGCUAGUAAUGAUGAUGGCGAUGUUGAUAUUAAGUUGUCAUUCAACAGAGUAGCCAUGUCCAAGAAAAUCAAGUCUGUCAUAGAGGAGAUGAACUCCAUAUGCCUGCUUGUCUCUGACCUGCUCAAAGUCAAAACUGCAGACCACAGUAGCAUUGCAUUAAGCACACAUGCCACCAUUGAAAGGCCUCCAACUGGUUCCAUAGUUCCACAAGAUAGAAAACUGUAUGGAAGGAAUGACAUUUUUGAGCAAACUGUAAAUGCACUUACCGGUGGCACAUACCAUGAUAAAACCCUCUCUGUUCUGCCUUUAGUUGGCCCGGGGGGCAUCGGAAAGACAACCUUCACACAGCACCUGUAUAAUGAUGAAAGGAUCAAGGGGCACUUCCCUGUCAGGGUCUGGGUAUGUGUCUCAACUAGUUUUGAUGUGAUCAGGCUCACCAAGGAGAUACUUGGCUGCAUAUCUGGAACUAAUGCCAACACAUAUGAAACAACAAAUUUAGAUCAACUUCAAAGAGCCAUUGCAGAGAAACUAGACUCCAAGAGGUUCUUAAUUGUGUUGGAUGAUGUGUGGACAUGCAAUAGCGAGCGUGAUUGGGAAAACCUAUUAGCCCCACUCACAAUAGGGGAAACCAAGGGCAGCAUGGUUCUUGUCACUACCCGUUUGCCAUCUGUAGAACAAAUGGUCAAAACAACUGAUCCAGUAAAACUGCAUGGUUUAGAUCCUGAUGACUUCUUUGCAUUGUUCGAAGCAUGUAUAUUUGCUCAUAACAAACCCAGGCUUUAUGAUGAUGACUUAGUUAAUGUUGCAAGAGAUAUUGCAAAGAAACUGAAGGGUUCGCCACUUGCAGCAAAUACAGUUGGCCGGCUGUUGAAGAAAAACAUCUGUUGGCAAUACUGGAUGGGAAUUCUUGAAAAGAAUGAAUGGCACAGUGCAAAAAAUGACGAUGAUAUUUUCCCAUCUCUGCAAAUCAGCUAUAACUACCUUCCUUUCCAUCUGCAGAAAUGCUUUUUUUAUUGUGCCCUCUUCCCAGAAGAUUACAAGUUUUAUGAUUUGGAAAAAAUCACUAACUUCUGGAUCACAAUGGGUAUUAUAGACUCAAAUUGCCAAAAUGACAAGAAUUACUUAGAAGAACUAGUGGACAAUGGUUUCCUCAUAAAGGAUAGUGAUAUGAAUGGUGAAUACUACGUGAUGCAUGAUUUAUUGCAUGAACUAUCUCGGCAUGUUUCAUCACAAGAGUGUGUGAAUAUAAGUAGUUUAAGUUUUAGAGCCAAUGACAUGCCACAAUCUGUUCGGCACUUAUCAAUCACUGUAAGAGAUAAAUAUGAUAAAAGUUUUGGAGAGGAAAUAGGUAAACUCAAGAGUGUAAUAGACAUUGGAAAUCUGCAUAGCUUGAUGAUUUUUGGAUUACAUGAUGUAGAAACAUGUACUAUUCUGAAAGAUGCAUUUGAAGGAAUAAAGAGUCUCCGGGUUCUAUUUAUACCUAGCUUUCCAAAAGAUUUGCCAAAGAGCUUUUCAAAUCUUAUCCACCUCCAAUACCUUAAACUCACACCACCUAGUGAUGAGAGAUAUAAUAAGCAUCCACCUAGAACAUUACCAAGAUUUUACCUUUUGAAAUUCUUGGACCUCUAUGAUUGGCACUAUUAUAUAAUUUUCUUUCCUAAAAGCAUUAGCCUUCUCAUGAGUUUACGCCAUCUUUAUUCUGAGGAAGAACUCCAUUCCAGUAUCCCUGAGGUUGGAAAGAUGAAGUGGUUACAGGAGCUAAGAGAAUUUCAUGUUAAGAAAGAAAGUGUUGGAUAUGAACUGAGCCAGCUGGGGGAAUUGACAGAGCUUGGAGGACAGCUUGCUAUAUGUAAUCUUGAAACCGUGGCAUCCAAAAAAGAAGCUAAUGAUGCUAAAUUGAAGGAUAAAAGAAAUCUGAAAGAAUUGGAAUUAGUUUGGGGUGCAGGGCAAAAGAUUACAGAUGGUGAUAUUCUCGAGGGUCUUCAACCACCCCCUAAUCUUAGAAAGCUUGGCAUUAUAGAUUAUGGUUUUGCCACUGGUCCUAGCUGGUUGUGCAGUGACAUUAGCAUAAAAAGGCUGGAGUCUCUACAUCUGAAUGGUAUAUAUUGGGGCACUCUUCCACCUUUUGAGCAGUUACCACACCUCACCAACCUCCAACUGGAGAAUAUUGCUGGGAUUCGUGUGUUUGGGCCUGGAUUUAUUGGUCUUACAGAGAGAAGUUUUAUGCACCUGAAGACAGUUAUCAUUGGGGAUAUGCCAGAACUUGAGGAAUGGGUCGGGGGACCCAAUAGCCCUUUGUUUUCAAGGCUUGAAAGCAUUGAAUGCUGGUGUUGCCCCCUUCUGUCCUCGUUUUCCUUCUUGCAGUGUUGUACCAACCUUUGCCGACUUCGUAUUGCUGAUUGCCCAGAGUUAUCUCAGUUCCCCUCUCUGCCUCAUACUUCUACACUAACAGACAUUUCUCUGCACAACCGGUUUACCAUAGGUUUGACGUAUGAUGGAAAGUGUUUGUCUGCUUAUAGGUAUGAUGGUGCUUUGGCCUUCCAAAAUAUGGAUAAAGUAGAGUCUAUAGAUAUUGAUGGAUCACCACAUGUCUCAUUGUCAGUGUCAGACCUCCAAAAGAUGAACUCCCUGAGAAAACUACUUGAAUUCGACGGCGCCAGCAUAUUCUCUGCAGAAUGGUUCAAUCCAGUCGUCCUCGAGGAAUUGGCAGCCCAUGACAAGUCUUUGGACGAAAAAAAUACCUCUGUAGCUGCAGGUCUGAUCCCAGAGGUGGCGAUGAGCAAAUAUUUGCACCCAGGUUCAUUCCAACUGGAAGAAAUGCGGGUGGGUAACAUCCUGGCAGUGCUUAUUGCUCCCAUUUGCAGACGCCUUGCCGCUACCCUUCACACAUUAGGGUUCUGCUAUGAUAACGUGACUGAAACCUUCACGGAAGAGCAAGCUCAAGCGCUUAAUCUUCUCACCUCCCUCAAAAGUCUAGAAUUUUUAAGGUGCAACCUGCAGUCUCUCCCUCGGCUAUAUGGCCUUUCUUCUCUCGAGAAAUUUUCGAUCAUGAGAUGUGAUGGAAUCGAAUCACUGCCGUCCAAGGAGGACCUCCCCGCUUCACUGCUGAAACUAAACGUAAGUGGCUGCGGUGAUGAGAUAAAAGAGCAAGCCGAGAAACUUAAAGAAGCAAACCCUUGUUUAUCUGUUUAUGAGGAUACAAUCUUAUACUACUAUCCAUAG
Messenger RNA from Triticum turgidum subsp. durum (durum wheat), 3705 nucleotides. Lineage: Eukaryota; Viridiplantae; Streptophyta; Magnoliopsida; Poales; Poaceae. The record is from the annotation of a GenBank genome assembly.